Molecule: messenger RNA, 1462 nt
Organism: Malus domestica (apple)
Lineage: Eukaryota; Viridiplantae; Streptophyta; Magnoliopsida; Rosales; Rosaceae
Product: heme oxygenase 1, chloroplastic-like
Biological process (GO): heme oxidation; phytochromobilin biosynthetic process
Molecular function (GO): heme oxygenase (decyclizing) activity
Source: RefSeq, a predicted model, not a curated record
CGCAUACAAUCCUCCUCUCUUCUAUCCACCAACCAAGAACCGUGAACCAGAAGAACAAAGGCUCAGCAGCAAAAUUAGAAUUCCAACGCAGGAAAAAAAAAAGCAAGAAAACAGAGCCUCCCUUUUCUCGAAAGUUUGAAUCUUGAUAGAAACAAAGCGCAGAGAGACCCAACGCUCGCAAGUUCGCAACCCAUCACCCCACGCUGCACCGACUUCAACAUUCUCGAUUUUUUUUUAUUAAAUCCGAUUUAAAUUUUUUUUUUUUUAUUUAUAAAUAUUAUCCAUCGCUUUGCCUUGAAGAGUACGUGAAGGUCACUGUUGCUUUUAUUUUAUUGUGUUUUUUCAAUCUGAAAUUUCCGUUCACGCAUCGUUUUCGAACACUCAAUCGACUCACUUGCUCUUCCUACAAGCUUUGGACUUUCUGCAAUGGCUUCUUUAACACCGGUUUCGCAAUCCCAAUUGCUUUUCAACAAAACCCAGUUCAAGUUACCACCAAAUUUGAGGUCCGGUUUAUUGGUGAACAAGUUCUCUGUUUCGUUCCGGAGGAUGAGUUUCAGAGUGCCCACGAAGGCGGCGGCGGCGUCCGGGGUGGUUUCCGCUACCACGGCCGAGAAGGCGAAGAAGAGGUACCCGGGGGAGGCGAAGGGGUUCGUGGAGGAGAUGAGGUUUGUGGCGAUGAAGUUGCACACCAGGGACCAGGCGAAGGAGGGGGAGAAGGAGGUGAAGGAGCCGCAGGAGGGGCCGGUGGCCAAGUGGGAGCCAACAGUCGAUGGGUAUUUGAAGUUUUUGGUGGAUAGCAAGUUGGUUUAUGAUACCCUUGAAGAGAUUGUUGAAAAAGCUCCAUUUCCUUCUUACAACAAGUUCAGAAAUACUGGAUUGGAAAGGUCCGAAAAGUUGGCAAAAGAUUUGGAGUGGUUUAAGGAGCAAGGUUAUGCCAUACCAGAACCUUCUACUCCUGGUGUUACGUACGCGGAGUAUCUUAAGGAACUGUCGGAGAAGGAUCCUCAAGCAUUUAUUUGCCACUUCUACAAUAUAUACUUCGCUCAUUCAGCUGGCGGGCGAAUGAUUGGGAAAAAGGUGGCGGAAAUGAUACUAGACAAAAAGGACUUGGAAUUCUACAAAUGGGACGGCGAGCUUCCCCAACUGCUGCAGAAUGUGAGGGAGAAGUUGAAUAAAGUUGCAGAGAGCUGGACGAGGGAGGAGAAGAACCACUGCUUGGAAGAAACCGAGAAAUCGUUCAAACAUUCGGGAGAGAUUCUGCGUCUCAUAUUAUCAUGAUGCCAUUGCCAUUGCCACACUUGGUAUGAUUGUGUUGCUCCCAGUGCAGCUGUUGUAAUCUUUGGAAACUGUCGAUGGAGACAUGACAUUACAAUUACUGUGCUUAAAGAAAAACAAUUGUUUUCAAUACGUAAAUAAGAUUUGGCAUAGCCCUUUUUAAUUUAAGAAAAAUUGAUUUCCGCAC